CCCCCGGUCCUCUCCGCGGAGCUCAGUCGGCGUAAGCCGCAGAGCAGAGAGCAUGUCCGGGAACAGCAGAGCGAUCCUUGAGGCCACCAGACUGCUGUGCGCCAGCAGAGGAGCACUGCAGCUCCCGAAGCUGCACGAGAGGCUGCGGGAGCGCUGCAACAUCACCGCGGAGGACCUCUGCACGAUGGUCUGCGAGCAUCCCCGCUUCGUGCUGGUCCGCGGGCCUGAGAGGGACGGCAGACUGCGGCCGGAAGAAUGCACGGUGGUGGCACAAACGUCGCUGCGACUGUGCAGGAGCUACGGACGCGGGGAACCGUGCGGAGGCUGCGAGGAGCUGCACCUCUGCAAGUUCUUCAUCUACGGAACCUGCAGGUUCGGCAAGGGCAGGAAACCGUGCAGAUUCUCCCACGACGUGCGAUCGGAUCAUAACUAUCGAUUGCUGAGAGAGUGCUCGCUGCACGAGCUGGACGAGGACGAACUCUUCCUGCUGCUGCUGCAGAACGACCCCGCGCUGCUGCCCGAGGUGUGUCUGCACUAUAACAAAGGCUCGGGGCCUCAUGGCUGCUGCACCUUCCAGGGAGCGUGCACUAAAAUGCAUCUGUGCCAGCACUUUGUCCAAGGCGACUGCAUCUUUGGAAAAAAGUGCAAACGACAGCACGCCAUCGACGAGCACGGCCUCAGCGUGCUGGAGGAGAGAGGGCUGAGCAGAGACGCCAUCCACGACCUGCCCUUCAUCUACAGCAACAUCCACCAACUCAGAGCCGCUGCUGCCGAGAACGUUCCUGAAUCGGCUCAAUUUCAUGAAAUCUGCCUGCACUUCUUCAGAAACAGCUGCAAGUUUCAGAACGCUUGCCUCCAGGUGCACUUCUACCUGCCGUAUAAGUGGGAGGUUCUGGACGGCAGCACCUGGACGGACCUGCAGCACAUGGAGGACAUCGAGCGAGAUUUCUGUGACCCGUAUAAAAUGGAGAGUGGCUGCGUUCAGCCAAUCGACUUCAUGACGAUGACUCGAGGGUCGCAGCCCGUUCGGCGUCUCUCCACCGUCUCCUCUGUGAAAAAGCCGCCUUUCUACUCCCUGACCACUGAUUGGCUGUGGUACUACAAGGGGGACCAUGGGAAGUGGGUGGAGUAUGGACAGCUGGAUGAGAGGCAGUGCUCCACGUCAGAAACAUCUCGGACUCUGGAGGAAAAAUACCAGUCUGACAGAAAAGCUGAGGUCAAAGUGGUGAAAGGCCGGAGGGAGUACAUCAUCAGCUUCAAAGACAUGUACCAGAGGAACCCCAAACACAACACCAAGAGGAAAGUCUGCCGCCGUCCACGCUUCGUCUCCUGGGAUGAGGUGGAGAACCAGGUGGCUGUGUUCCGAAACCAGAUGUGACCUGAUGUGGUCUGACUGGACCUGAUGAGUGCCUUAUAUGAGCAGCAGGGCCUGCAGGGCUCUCAGGGUUCCUGUUUCCAUUACAUUCAGCUUUAAGUGUGUGUGUGUGUGUGUGCUGUAUAUUCAUCACAUGCUGUAGCCUUUAUCACUGACUCAGUGAUUUAUCCUUACUGGAAACAUUCAUUAAUGUAUUGAAAUGUGACUUCUGUUAUUGGGUGUUUGGGUUAUUACACCUGCUCAGGUGCAGCACGCUCUGCUGUCUCAUGAGCCUGAUGAACUUUAUUGAGCUCCUUUUUCUUUUGAUUUGGUGUGAUCAAUAUUCUCCUUAAACCACCAGUUUGAAAUCUUCUCAUUUAAGAGGAAUGGUGUCAUGUGAUCACCAAAGUCAUCAGGAUUGGUCCCCAGAGGACGAAUGAAGGUGCAGCUGUGAUCCACAAUCAACGACCACACAGCUUAGCAAAUCAACAUUAACGAGGCGCUGAGAGUAAAUUCUGAUAAAUAUUCAACCCGAUCAUGUUUACACGACCUGCAUACACAGAAUCAACACAGAAUCAGCCGUUAGCCUGACACUGACCACACAGUUCAAACCCACAGGCUUCCUGCUGUGAGGCGGUGGUGGUAACCUCUGUGCCACCCGGCUCAGGGUCUGCAUGGGGGUGAGGAGAAGACAAAGAAGGGUUAUUCUGAACAGUGAGUGAUGCAAAGCUGCUGUGUUGGAAGGACAGGAUGAAAACACAUUUCCUGAUUUUCAUUCAGGAGCGAGUCUGAAACUUUGAUCUGUGUUGAGAUGAACUCUGCAGCUCAUCCUGCUCAUUUCACCCACUCUGUAUAAAUAUGUCUGAUUUCUGUCUGUGAGCUAAACUGAACUGCAGUCAGUCUCUGCAGGCUGUGAGUUUGUGCUCCUGUGUUCAGCGGAAACAAGAAUAAAUGUUCUGUGAUGAAGUUUAAA
Molecule: messenger RNA, 2327 nt
Organism: Archocentrus centrarchus (flier cichlid)
Lineage: Eukaryota; Metazoa; Chordata; Actinopteri; Cichliformes; Cichlidae
Gene: parp12b
Product: poly (ADP-ribose) polymerase family, member 12b
Exons: 8
Coding region: 53-1378 (441 amino acids)
Cellular component (GO): nucleus
Molecular function (GO): metal ion binding; NAD+ poly-ADP-ribosyltransferase activity
Source: RefSeq, a predicted model, not a curated record